AUGAUAUCUAGAUACAGUAUAGUGGGUCCAGUGCUCCAGCGGUCAGGACAGCUGCAGAGGAAGGCAUCCUCCCAGAGAAGCUGUUUCCUGGGGGUGGAGACCUUGGAAGAGCUCACCUGGGAGAACUGGGAUCUGGGUGGGGAGUUCACCAAAACCCUUUUCCUGAAGAACGUCCACAGCAAGUUGCAGAAGCUACACUUCAGACCUCCUGUGUCCCAGUUCUUCACCACCCUCUUCCCUCAGCUAAUCGUCCUCAGUCCAGGAAUGUCCUACUCCCUGCCUGUCACAUUCCACCCGCUCGACAGGUGUGAGUACCAGGACAGUAUUGAGUUCCAGAGUAAGAAUGGGUUAUUCCAGGUGUGUCUGCGUGCCACCAUCCCUCGCCACACCCUGGAGAUACCUGACUCCGUCCUGCUGCCUCCCUGUGCUGUGCACCACUCCUCUCAGUCAACCUUCCUGUUCCGCAAUGCCAGUAAGCUGCAGACAGGAUUCCAGUGGGAGGUGACCACUCCUUUCCAGCUGUCCCCAGACCGAGGAGUACUGGGGCCUGGACAGGAGUGCCGUGUGACUGUGGUCUUCCGGCCACAGGAGGCGCUGGUGUACCAGAGAGAGGCCAGCUGUGCGUUCGGGGAUGACGGGGAGACCACCUGCACUGUGCUCCUACAGGGCAUAUCUAAAUACCCAUUCCUGGAGAUCAGUGCCCCUGGCCAGGAGGAGGGCUGUAAAGUGCUGGACUUUGGCAGUGUGGCCGUCAAAGCCUCUGUGGAGAAGCACUUCGAGAUCCUCAACAAGUCUUCAAUGAGGGCAUCCUUCAGUCUGUCCAGGUUCAAGCGUCCUCCUCUGUCUCACUCAGUGUUCCAGUGUUUGGUGGAGAAGGGCGAGGUGGCUGCGCGCUCUGCCGUCAGAGUACCUGUGUCCUUCUGCCCCGUGUCUGUGGACACCAGCUGUGUGGACUACCUCUCCCUCACCUGCCCAGGGGGUCUCAACAAGACCCUCCUCAAACUCACUGGCAGCUGCAUAGGCCCACAGGUGUGUCUGUCCUCAUCUGUACUGGACUUUGGCUGCGUGGAGCAAGGGGAGGAGUCUCUGCGGUCAGUGGACCUGGUGAACACCUCCUCCGUCGAAGCACACUAUCAGUUCGACCUGGACGGGGAGGGCCACAGCGUGUUCUCCCUCCAGCCAGCAGGGGGUACCCUGCCCCCCUACAAGCGUGUGAGCCUGAAGCUGCUGUACCGCCCGACCCACCCCAUCGCCCACCACAGGAGGGUGGCCUGCCUGCUGCUGCACAGGGAGCCUCUGUUUCUGGACCUGAUUGGCACCUGCCACUCUGAGCAGCUCAAGCCUGCCAUCUUCAAACCCAAACACCUGGUUGUGUACCAGCAUCACCUGGCCCGUGGCCUCACCCAGUACCCCCCAGACAUGCUCAGUGCCAUGCUGGCAGAGGGCAAGCUCCAUGUGGACCAACAAGGGGCGCUGGUCCUACCUGAGGACCUAGCCAUGGAGCCUGCUGGUCCGGAGACAGUCAGUGUGGCAGUGCCAGCCAGGGCUUUCACAGCGAAAAUCCCCAUGGAGGAGUACUACCAAAGCUGCUCAGGGGGUAAACGUCAUGAAGGAGGAAGUGGGGAGGGGCCCGGAAGCCAUGUGACCUUAGAGCCUCCUAAACUGAUGUUCCACCCCGGCUCCACCUCCCUGCCCGUCGCCAUCACCAACCACACCAAGGGCAAGCUCAGCGUGUUGUGGACCCCUGCUGCAGACUCACCCUUCUCUGUUACACCAUCAUCAUGUGACUUGGGGCCCCUGAAGUCAACGUCUUUCAGGGUCACCUACACACCCAAGCAACACAACACCUUCCAUGGCGGCCAGCUGGAGUGUUUUUCUCUGUACAAGGUGUUGAGUGACCAUCGCCAUGUGGAGGACAGCACCAUCUGCCCCUCCUGGUGUCUGACUGUCAGGGUCAUAGGUCACUCCUUCCUGCCUGGCAGAGAGCACUUUGUCCCCCGGCUCUCCCUGCAGCCCCCCCAAGUGGUGUUCCCCGGCCUGAGCAUGGAGUUCUACCGCACCGUCCUGCUCCAGAACACCGGUGCCCUUCCCCUGAUCUACAUCCUGGACCCGGAGCAGAGCCCGUCUGUGUGUGUGUUUCCCUCCUGCGGACUGGUCCACCCUGGACAGCACCACAUCCUCGCACUCAGGACCACCCCUUCUGAGGACAAUCCCCCAGAGCUGCCCCUAACCCUGCGGCUGAAUGCAGACCCCAAACACACUCAGGAGCUGAGUGUGGUGAGCCUGGUGGAGAAGCCACGUGUGUGUUUGGAGGGAGACGGGAGUCUGUUCUUCAAGCCCACCGCAGUGGACUCCUGUUCCCAGCGCCUCUACCGGAUCAGGAACUUCAGCAGGCUGCCUCUGCAGUUCAAGUGGAUGAUCUCCGGAUCGGACCAGCAGGUCAUCGCUGUCAAACCAGACUCAGGGGUCCUGCAGCCCAACGAGAGCUCGGUGCAGAUGUGGUCCUUCACUCCCAUGGAGGAGAUGGGGUACAACCUCAAGCCCAGCCUCACCUUCUGGCCAACCCAGAUGCCGGAUUGCAGGAAGUGCCGCCUCCCUCUUAAGAUUGUAGGGACGGCCUCCGAGGGCUCGAUUCAGGUUGAAAAUCGAGUGCUGGAACUGGGGGAGGUGUUGGUGGGGGGCUACAGGUCCUUUGAGAUUCCCCUGGUCAACAACGGAACCUGUGCUGUCAGCUUCUCUCUGAGUGUAAAACAGAACCAGCUGGACCCUGGUCCAGCCCACAACACUUCUUCUGAACACAACGCCCUGGAGCUGGACUCAGAGAAGGGUACCAUAGCAGCCAGGUCCAGACUGCUGGUGCGGGCCACAGUGAGGCCUGCCAGGCGGGCCCAGUACUCCUGGACUAUCAGCUCCCAGAUCCUCAGCUCCAAAGAGCGUGUGCUAGCGGAGCCCCAGGCGGUGUGUGAGGUUCGAGGGGAGGCCGUGUUCCCCAUCCUGGAGGUGAGUGACAUGCGCAGCAGCGGCAGUGCGGAGCGGCUCAGCAAGCUGCAGCUGUGGAGCCUCUUCUCCCUGGACGCCCUCAACGCCCACCUGAGCCGCGACCCUGCGCGCUCCGAGCUCACCUACCGCCUGCCCACCCGACACAGUCUGCGACGCUGUCCAUCCGUCUUCACGGCGGCCAUGUUGGAUUUUAACUUUGGCGCGGCACCGCUGGGCUCUGAACCCUCGUGCAUGCUGCUCAUGUUUGAAAACACAGGCAGCGUCCCUGUAGACUGGUCAUUCCUGUUCCCAGAGGACCAGCAGAUAGAGCUGGAGUACUGGGCUGACACUGUGGAUUUCAGCCCGUCAGAGCUCCACCAAAUGAAGGUCCAGGACAACAGGCUGUUCAGUGUCAGUCCUCGCACUGGCAGACUGCUGCCUGGCCAGCAGAAGGCAGUGCAGUUCAGCUAUCGGCAUGACUUUGCUGGGACCGACCGCCUUCCUGUCCUCUUCAAGCUGUCCCACGGCAGGGAGAUCCUGUUGAACUUCAUGGGAGUGACGGUGGAGAGAGACAGACACUAUCUCCACUUCACCUCCAGCAAACACGUCUUCUCCCCUGUGGCCAUCGGAAGCUUUAGCCCCCCCAUACAGGUGUAUGAGCUGUAUAACGGAGGGGCCGUCUCCGCCAGGUACCAGCUGGACACAAAGGCCCUGGAGAAGCUGACUGCUGAGAACUUUGACCACCUGGUCCUGCAGUGUCUCAACCCCCAGGGAGAGGUGCUGCCUGGGAGCUCCGCCCAGAUAGAGUGGGUCUUCUCCCCUCUGGAGGCCAAGGCAUACAGCGUGGAUAUCCCUAUCCAUGUCCUGAAUGGAGACUCUGUACUUAUGACGUUUGAAGGUUGUGGGUUUGAUAAACAACUCCUGGGAGACUCGGUUCCUCUACAACUCCACGAAACCUACCCGUCAGUUCCCAGUACUCAGAGAGUGCCCUUACCUGGCCAGGUGGUGUUCCUGUCGGAGGAGCGGGUGUCUCUCGGGGACGUCCCGGUGUGUACCAGAUCCACCCGGAUCCUCUUUCUCACCAACGUCUCCCGCACUGACACGGUCUAUUACAGCUGGAACCUGGCCGACCAGCAGGCGGUGCAGAUCCAGCCAGAGUGUGGCACUCUGGCUCCAGAGGAGAGCGCGCUGUGCAUCCUUACUCUGCAGACCUCCUGCAGCCCCAAAUUCUACCAGAUAGACCUCAACUGUGAGGUGACUCUGGAGGAAGAAGUGCUCCGGUACCAGCAUGCUUUGCAGCAGUGGGAGGAGGAGAAAGAGAGGCAGAAGAAUGAGUUCACCCUCACAGAGAAGGAGCUGCAAGAUCAAGCCCAGAGACACACACACAGCAAACUUCAGGAAGGUGAACAAGCUCCACUGAGAUCUGCCACAGCAGUCAGGAAAUACAAGACCCUGCCCCCUAUCCGUGCCAGCACCAGCAGUUACCUCGUAGGAGUGCCCUGUGCCAGGCCCACCCGGGCGGAGAGGCGGGCCCAGAGAGAGGCUGCCAGCGCGUGGAGGCGGCCGGAGCCCCCCCAGGCGGCCCUGCUUCAUCUGGGGGUGACGGCCCGCUCUCACUCCCUGCUGGAGUUCCAGACCUUCUUCCCCUCGCUGCUCAACACUCAUUAUGUGUACAGGUCGUUCCAGCCCAGCGCCCAUCUCUCAGUGCCAAGUCCCAGUAGCGCCCCCUCUGUAGACCUGCCCCCACUCAUCCACGGUCCAGAGAGAGAGAUCCUCACAUUUAUCCUCCCCGCCAUUCUGAGGAGUUUACAAGAAGACCCCUCCUUCCACCAGUCUCUGGUCAACACGGUGUCUGAACCUGUCCCCUACUUUAUCCAGAUCAAAAAGAGCUCCAACCCCACAGCCUCUCCCUCCAUGACCUCCACCCUGGAUCCCACUGCUGCUGGGGGCUCUGCCCCCCCAAACCCUCCCUCCAGCCCUCCUCCUCCUCAGCGGUUGCAAGGGGGGGCAGAGCAGCUCCCAGAGCUUCCAGAUCCCCCUCCAACUCACCAGCUGGAUGUCCAAAAGGCCAUACGCAGGUUUCCCAAGUUCAGUGACCUUGUGGAGGAGGUUCUGUUGAACACCAUCCAGAACCUGAUGACUGAGGCCUUCCGGGGUGAGCUGGUGCUCACCGCAUGCCCUCGCAUCAUCGCCCUGCCACCGGUCUCUGCCAGGAAGAACGGCUGUGGAUUCAGGAGGGUUUUUUCCCAAGGUGUGGCUGAUGCUGAGCCGAACAGGGAACCCAAAAAACCCCAGGCCAUCAGUCCUGCGCCCCACCUGACCCCCCCCUUGAGCCUGCUGAACAACCUGUUACCCCCACCAUCCCACAGUCCCCCCACACAGACUGACCUGCUACACCACUGAAACAGACUGCAUCCCCAGUCUGGAUGACCUUUUCACAUGAAUCAUUUGAUAUGUAGUAAAAUAGACAUGUUUCUAAGAAUUCAGUAAAUUCAUCCUUUCUCUUUAAACUGUAUCCAUUCCGAUUCACUUCUAAGCUUAGCCGGCAUGUAUCUCUGUAUAGUUUACAGCCGUUACUGGACUAAAUCAAUAAAGGAUGUUCAUGGGAUUCAAUUCAUAACUCACAAAUAGAUUAAGACAAAAAGCCAGAUGAUAACGGAAGGUUUUAUGUUUUUUUGUAAAAGUUUAUUAAAAAGGAAUUUAGUCCACAGUAGUUAAGACUUUAGCGCCUACAAUAUAUAAAAAAAAGUGUACACCCCAAAAAGCAUUAAAACAAAAUGCCUGGAUAAAAGGGAUAAAUAAAACUAGUUUUUUUUCAACAUUAAAAAAACACCAACUCUGAAUAGUAUGAAUGAAUGCAUCGCACUGUCGAGCCAUCGUAACUAACUACAGUGUUUCUGUGUGCCCUUCCCUAAAGAAGAAGCAACAAAUGAAAAUGAGAAGGACAAAUUAGGUCAUAGAAUCAACACCAGCUUACAUGGUGUGCUGAGCCUGGGGCCAUGUCUGUAUUUAGCCUCACAGACAGGUCGAGUUGGCUACAGCACUUACAGGAGGAGGCAGCCAGGAAACCGCAGGGUGUUGUGGGAAUAUCAUGCAAAUGCUUGCAUGGCAGACAGUG
Molecule: messenger RNA, 6097 nt
Organism: Osmerus eperlanus (European smelt)
Lineage: Eukaryota; Metazoa; Chordata; Actinopteri; Osmeriformes; Osmeridae
Gene: cfap65
Product: cilia and flagella associated protein 65
Exons: 33
Coding region: 1-5382 (1793 amino acids)
Biological process (GO): sperm axoneme assembly
Cellular component (GO): cytoplasm; sperm flagellum
Source: RefSeq, a predicted model, not a curated record